CCUUCCUACCUCAUCAUGAGUGGCACCGGCCCUGGCGAGUCGGACACCAACUAUGUUCCUCUAGUUCCUUACAAUGGAACUACUGCCACUGGCGGUGACUCGCUGAAGGACAAUCUGAAUGUCUUCUACGAGGUGCGCAGCUAUGCGAAGCCANGCGGUGACAUUGGCUACAUGAUUCUCUGUACCGCCUUGGUCUUCCUGAUGAUCCCAGGUGUAGGAUUCUUCUACUCUGGGCUUGCAAGACGCAAGUCGGCCCUAUCUCUCAUUUGGCUCUCGAUCAUGGCCACCGCCGUCGUCUCAUUCCAGUGGUUCUUCUGGGGCUACUCGCUUGCUUUCUCCCACCAAGCCGGCAAGUUCAUCGGCGCCCUUGACAACUUCGGCUUCAUGAAUGUGCUUGCUCAGCCCUCGGUGGGUAGCUCGAGAAUCCCGGAUCUCCUGUAUGCAGUGUACCAGGGAAUGUUUGCAGCCAUUACUGCAGUGNUUGCUCUUGCUGUCGGCGCUGUCGCUGAGCGCGGUCGUCUCUUCCCAUGUGUCAUUUUCAUGUUCAUUUGGACCACUAUCAUUUACGAUCCAAUUGCUUGCUGGACUUGGAACCCUUCAGGCUGGCUCUACAUUCUUGGCGGCCUGGAUUUCGCAGGUGGUACGGCAGUUCACAUCGCUUCAGGUUGCGCAGCACUGGCGUAUUCGUUUGUGUUGGGUCACCGCAAGGGUCAUGGUACCCAUGAACUCAACUACCGCCCUCACAAUGUGACACAUAUUGUUAUCGGUACAGUCUUUCUCUGGUUCGGCUGGGUUGGAUUCAACGCAGGCUCAGCACUCUCGGCCAAUAUCCGUGCCGUAAUGGCGCUUGUCGUCACAAAUCUCGCUGCUUCGGUUGGUGGCAUCACUUGGUGUCUGUUAGAUUAUCGUCUUGAGCGUAAGUGGUCGACUGUUGGAUUUUGCAGUGGCGUUGUAGCUGGACUGGUCGCAAUCACUCCUGGUUCUGGAUAUGUCCCUGCUUGGUCAGCCGUUGUAUACGGCGUGGUUGCUGGCAUAGGAUGCAACUAUGCAACCAAGCUGAAGUAUCUAAUCAACUGCGAUGACGCCCUGGACAUCUUUGCAGUGCAUGCUGUUGGAGGUCUGAUUGGGAACCUCCUUACCGCUCUGUUUGCUGCCUCAUGCACUGAUGGAAACAAAAUAGCGNACUACAUUGCUCACCUUGAUGGGGUUACUGUCAUCCCUGGUGGUUGGCUCAACCACAACUACCGUCAGCUCGGUCUCCAGUUGGCUGGCUCAGCCGCAGGCGGUGGCUACUCAUUUGUCGGGUCCUUUGUCAUUCUCUACACCAUGGACUUCAUCGGCAAGUAUUUGACCGUGUUCAGACUACGUGCUACCCCUGAAGAAGAGGACUUGGGUAUCGAUGAUGUUGAAAUUGGCGAGUUUGCGGCAUCAAGCCCCACUGAUGGUAGUAUGCCGGUUGAGCGCUUCGGCGAGGGCAUGGCAUACGGGCAGCACACACCUCUUGGAGGCAACCCUCCCCCUGUGAGCCACAUAGCUGGAUCUGUCGUCCCUGCUGGAACCUUUGUGUAG
This is a messenger RNA of Aureobasidium uvarum, 1569 nucleotides long. Lineage: Eukaryota; Fungi; Ascomycota; Dothideomycetes; Dothideales; Saccotheciaceae. The record is from the annotation of a GenBank genome assembly.